AUGGCAUAUCAACCAUCAAGGAGACUCCUCCAUCUCUACAAACCAGUUCUGCAGUCUUAUCACUCCCGACGAUAUGCUGCAAGCAGCUCAACCAGUCUCUACACUCAGCAACCAUGUCGCAUGACACCGUACAACCUCUAUCGACCCUUCAGCAUCUACCCCCCACGAUGCAAUCCAACCGCCACGGUACGCAUUGACAGUCUGGGCGGGGAGUCCAUAGACACGUGCACGCUGCAGUCAUUCCACUGCAAAGUAAGAGACUAUGUGGAACGGCACGGCGUGCUGGCCGUUAUCGAGACCGAGAAGGUUGGAAUGGACGUAGAAGCUCCCGAGAGUGGCGUUAUACGACAUCUCUUUGUGAAAGAGGGGGAUGUCGUUACUAUUGGGCAGGCUAUUGCUGAGAUUGCUAUUCAAGCUAAGAAGGGAUAA
This is a messenger RNA of Aspergillus pseudonomiae, 429 nucleotides long. RefSeq names its product lipoyl domain-containing protein. The transcript has a single exon. The coding region runs from base 1 to 429 and encodes 142 amino acids. The record is from RefSeq and is a predicted model, not a curated record. Lineage: Eukaryota; Fungi; Ascomycota; Eurotiomycetes; Eurotiales; Aspergillaceae.